AUGGAUCUAAAACCACAUAAAGUUGUAAAUAUGAAUGAAGACCAUGCGGAUUCUGUUGUGGAAUCAUGGAUCACACAAAUUAUUAAUGAAGAGACUGACGAUGAAGAUGCUGGCCAGUCACACGGUGUCAUGAUGCCCACAAAUGACGACAUACACAACUCGGAUAGGGAAGGUGGUGAGUUCAUUUACAGUGAACACAACAAUGAUUCGGAAUCUGGUAAUGAGAAGCAACCUGAGGCACCUGCGACCGAUGAUUGUGAGCCAUCGAGUGAGAGCAACUUACCGCUAUUGGAGCUAUCUCGCAGAUUGCGCACUAGUUCGCCAGCUCAAGAAAAUUUAUCUGACGAGAGUGAUGACGACCAAUCGAUACCCGCGCAAAAUCAAAACUACUACUACGGGAAAAAUCGGUACAAGUAA
Molecule: messenger RNA, 417 nt
Organism: Parnassius apollo (apollo)
Lineage: Eukaryota; Metazoa; Arthropoda; Insecta; Lepidoptera; Papilionidae
Source: the annotation of a GenBank genome assembly